GCUGCUCGCUGCUCGCCCGGCUUCCGCUUCGCGCGUCCGCGUCCGGGGUCCGGUCCGUUCCGUCACGUCGCGUGGCUGGCUACUUUACUUGUUCGUCCGACCCUCCGACAACUGUCAAACUCCUGGCUGAUUAAACAGUGCCGAUAUCCUUGAACAAACACAAUUCCCUCUUCUUGGGCUGCGAGAUGAGACAAUGUGAUCUUCCGUGAGGCUCGAAUAAAAAAAAAAACACUCGUGAAAAUUCGAUCCACUUUUCUCUGAUCAAUACAAUGACCGAUUGUGAAUCGAUCAAACGCUAUUCGAUCUUCUAUUCAUAGGACGUGAGAAUGUGACGAUUAAAGUCUUAAUUCCAAGAUUUUUAAAUCUAAUUCUGGAAUUUGAAUCAUUCAUCGUUGGUUCACAGUCUUCUCCUCUUUUGUGGUACCAGAAAGUGACAAGUUUACACGUGAAGAUCUUCAGUUAAAUUAAUUACGAACACUUAUCGUAGCGAGUUCGAUGAUACGAAUCAGACGAGAGUUCGAUAAUGAUAUGAGUCAGAAGGAAACAGGAUUAUCUAUCAUAAUCGUGAUCGCAGGAAGUCUCGAUUCAAAGAUCACGAAGAAAUAGUGCAGCAAUUAUAAAGUUAAUCAUAAAAGAAAGACGGAUGUCGAAUGAACGACCAAAUUGUUAACAGCAAGCUUCGUGUAAGAAAUAACAGAACUAAUGACGAACAAGGAGGAAUUCUGUCACGUAAACACGGCAAAAUAAAUGGGUCGAUAGCGCUAGUGAAUAGAGCGAGAGGUUCAUUGAUAUUUCCAGUGUGCAAUGAUACGCGUCGCUGUUAACACCCGUACCGAUCACACGUUCUUAUUUACUGACGGGUCCGACCAACGUCGAACUAACUCGACUCCCAACGAUCUCUACGUGCCGUUAAUUAAUCUCAUACGUUUGCGCGAAACCACGUAACGUUUAUACUCUGUAUGAGAUAACACAAAUUGGCUAAAUCUAAACGAUCUAUGUUUAAAUCGAGGAGCUAACAGCGAAUUUCCGGUGAUUGUUCGAUCGAUAAGAAUCUGGAAUCUCAUUGAGGAGACGAUAAGAUGUGCUACGGCUGUUAUCGCUCGGCGACGAUUUUCAAAGUAACACACGAGAAAGGAGCGUAAUCUUUUUAUCCGACAAACGAAGUGUAGCGGACGAAACGUCGAGCCUCCGCGAUAAAAAUGAAUGUAAGUCAUUAACGGCUUAAUUAGCCCAGUAAAGAGAGCAAAUGCGAAUCGAACUCUGGUUCCGGACGAAAACAUCGAGUGACUCCCUCGAUAGUGCUGCGACGAGUUUUAGAGCAAAGACAAGGACAAAUCUCAUUCGUUGGAUGAGCAGAGAAAUCGAGUUGACAAGGAUAGAGUGCGAAUAGAGAUAGUAAUCGAACACACGUUGUGCGAUGCGAGAGAGCAAGAGGACAGUGCGAUACCGACGGUGCGCGCUGUGAGACUGCGAAGGGUAGUCCCCGGUCCCUUUUCGCUUUGGCACGACAUCGUGGGUAACAACGAUGGACCUUAGCACGACCCCGAGAAGAGCGACGGACGGUGUGUCCGAUUUGCAGAAGACGCGGGUCGCAAAAAGCGUCUUCAGCAUCCGAAGCUUGGUCGACGUCGAGGAGGCGGAAGUUCCCGUGGUCGAGGAUUCUGAGUCAUCGCUAAAUCAUUUAACGCGCGGAGGAGGCGGAGGUGGAGGAGGAGGAGGAAGCGAAGAGCAGGGUGUCCCGCAGACGAGUCCUGCGAGCAGCACGAGUAGCUCGAGCCAGGUAAAUCCGGUGAACGUACAACAACAGGCUCAUCAACCACAAUCGCUUUCGACGACGACGAUAACACCUACAACGACGACAGCAAUAGUCCAGUCGAAUCAAAUGGGAAUCAGUACGGAAGAUGUGAGGGCCGAGGACGAGGGCAACCACCCUAGAGCAGCGCCUACCAGCCCUGAAAGCGAAACCGAGGUCGACGACUUCACACCGAAAAGGAAGCAGCGAAGAUAUAGGACCACGUUCACCAGCUUCCAGUUGGAGGAACUCGAGAAAGCUUUCUCGAGGACUCAUUAUCCCGACGUGUUCACCAGAGAGGAACUCGCCAUGAAGAUCGGCCUUACGGAAGCACGAAUACAGGUUUGGUUUCAGAAUCGGCGAGCGAAGUGGCGGAAACAGGAGAAGGUCGGGCCUCAGGCACACCCGUACAACCCGUACCUUGGAUCAGGUGCACCACCGCCGUCGGCGGUCGUCGCGCCGACCUUGCCGAACCCUUUCGCCCAUCUGGGCACGUUCGCCCUGCGGAAACCGUUCGACGCGUUUCGUUACCCGCCCUUGGGUCACGGCCCGAUCCUUCCUGGUAGUUACACCGGUCAUCCCUAUCAUCGGGCACCGCCACCGUUGCUACCGCCCGGGAUGCCGCUACCCUACACGACUUCCGCGUCCUUUCAGAGUCUACUCGCGAACAUAUCCGCCGCCCAGAGACCGAAAUUGGUCCGCGGCUCGCCCCCACCCCCGGCGCCGCCACCGCCGGCACCGACGAUCACGCUGCAGCACCCAUCGGUCCAGUCGCAAACCCCCAGUGCCAGUUCACCUCAAGGUUCGCCCACGGGGAGCGUCGGUUUACCAGAUAUCGACAGAAGAACCAAUAGCAUCGCCUCCCUCAGACUUAAGGCCAGGGAAUACGAGCUACACCUGGAGAUGCUUCGCAAAAACGGUGAUCUCAUCAGCUGAAGUGGACUCUCCGAUGAAGAUUCAGAAACGCGUCAUAAUAGGUAUGCGAAGUUGCGAACGAUUUUAUAUCGGGUUCAAUGUCGUAAAUAGCGAGCUGCGUGAUCAUCCAAGUUUUGGACCAACUGGAGUAAACUUGGAGAAUAUUAAAGCAUUAUGUACAUGAUGUACGAUCGUUGUUCACGAUCGCCUUAGGAUGUAUUUAGUUUGACGCUGAUCGGGAACUGAUUUUAUCGCCGCGUAGCGAGACAAGCAAGGCGUAGGGGAAUUUUCGGGGAGUCGAAUCUACGAUGACGCGAUUAAAUUAAGACGACGAUGAAAAGCUUUCAUACAAGGUAUGAGCCAAAGAACUUGCUCUGAACUCUCUGGUACCGUCGAUCGCAUUUAUGCAAAGGAAGGUUGAGAAACAAUUGUCCGUCUUACUGUGAUUAUUUGUGCCUUCGUUAUCGACGUAAUUUAAUCGUAAUAACAAUUGACGAGACUUUCGAAUUCUAUGAAACAACGAUUCUCUUACGUACUCGACUAUAUUGACGUCCUUUAUCAUCAUCGUUUUGAAGCCGAUCGGCGAUUAUGAAAUUCUAAAACUCUUGGAUAAAAUUUGAUCGCGUAGAAUGUAAAUUCUUUUUGCAACGUAUUUACAUGACUAACGAUUCGUGCGAGUCACGUCUACGUUGACCAUUCGAACGAUCAUUCACUAAACUCUUGUUCUUCGAGUUUUCUAGUGAUCGUUGGUAUUGUCAUUGCUCUUAGCGUAGAUUGCUGCCGAACAGAUCAAUUCAAAUUUCUCAAAAGGGCUUUCUCAUUAUUUGAAAAGGGAACAACGUCCUCAUAUGCACAAACAAAUCCGUAUCAGCCUUCCUCAUUCUAAAUGCUCACAGACACAAACGCCGAUCACAGCGUUUCAGACGAUCACCGAAGGUGAUGAAGAAUCAACGACGAAAAUCUAUUCUUCUUCGUGUACAGUACUGUAUAUAAUUUACGGUAACGGUGAGACGGCGCGCUUCGAACCACUUACAUCAUCUAUCAAUGUUCGUAAUAAGUACCGCGAAAAUUUCUGAAAGUUUAUUGCGAACGCAAAUCUUGCUAAAUUUUUCAAACGUGUCUUACGAUUAUCAUAAUUUGCAAGAGAACGAUAAAUGUUCGUCAGAAAUUUUCAUGGGACUUCGGUAAAGCGUCCACACAUUUGAAAUGCGAUCCGCGAAACGAGUGCUCACCCAGUAACGAUAACUAAGAUUAAUUUUAAACAAAGCAUCAUCGAAAGAUGUCCGUCCAGAAAUAUUUUAAACCGUCGCGUCGCGACAGAAAACUUUGUUCGCGCGAAUGCUUUAAUAAAUUUUUAAAUAAACAGAGAGAACGUAUAUCUACUAUGUGCGUACAUGGAAAUGAGCUGAAUAAUUUUUAAAACUCCGUCGCGACCGAGAUAUUAUAUUAUAUUAUAUUAGCCGUACGACGCGCGUAUAAUUUCUCUAACUUUUUACAUACAAAAAAUCAUCGUACGAAUUUUAGGUAAGAAUUUAAGGAAGGAAAUACUAUUUAUACACGCGCUCUAUAAUUCUUGAAUGUUGAACGAUAUUACGAUGUAAGUUUUACGACUGUAUAAGUAGUGUAAGAUGGCUGUAAAUAACUAACGUAUGCGUAAAUUUUGCAGAAGAGACUUCAUUUUUUAAAUACUUCUUCAACCACUCGUAGUACGAUAUUUGACCAUUUAAUUCGGAGGAAUUGAACUCCGUUCCAGAUUCGAAGAUCUCGAACAAAAAGCGAAGGUGCAAACGCCGUCGAUCUGUAUUUCAUGUUCCGCGAGUAAAAUGAACAUCGAUGUCCAUUGUACUUAAUUUAACCCUUGUAUCUUCCUUUUUCAUUGCGACAAAUAAAAAGAAAAACAGAAGAGAGGGUAAAGCAAGAAGAGAAAGAUGUUCUUCACUACAGAGUCCCUUCUAUUGACUAAAUAAAGAUGCCCGUACAUAAAAAUAA
Molecule: messenger RNA, 4696 nt
Organism: Ceratina calcarata
Lineage: Eukaryota; Metazoa; Arthropoda; Insecta; Hymenoptera; Apidae
Product: homeobox protein aristaless
Exons: 5
Coding region: 1526-2728 (400 amino acids)
Biological process (GO): regulation of transcription by RNA polymerase II
Molecular function (GO): RNA polymerase II transcription regulatory region sequence-specific DNA binding; DNA-binding transcription factor activity, RNA polymerase II-specific
Source: RefSeq, a predicted model, not a curated record